CGCAGAUAUACACAUGUGAGUGAGAGAUAAAGUGUGAUAAACAAGUCAAAUAAGUUGUACAUCGUAGUAUCAUACCGGUGCGAGCAUAUUUGGGGUAUUUUACCAGAACUGAACUUUUGCACAUGUUCAAACUUGGAUAAGAAAGAAUGGGGAAGAGACCAAAGUCAUAUUACAUAAAAUGUGCAAUGAAGAAAAGGAAGAGAGAAUUUAGUCUUGAUGCUGGCAUGAAGGGUUUUCUUCUGACCUGCAAUAAUAAUGAAAAGCAGUGUGUAAGAGAAGCAUACAACAUCCUGAACGAAUAUGCAGAUAAGCUGUAUGGACCAGAGAAGGCCGGGAGUGGCGAAAGAGAUGGCUCAGAUGAUGGAGAGGCAGAGGAGGAGGAAGAAGAUAUCAGUAAAGUGUUGGAAAAAGAACUGCACACACUAAAAGAGACAGAUUCUUCACAGAGAAGAUUCCAGGUAGUAGAAAGUGGUGCCAAAAAUGUAAUUUUCAUCAGGACUACACUUGAAGACCCAUGUCACCUGGUUCAUGCCAUUCUUAGUGAUCUCCAGGAAACAAAGCAACAGAAAGCUAGAUAUAUCAUGAGGAUGCUUCCCAUAGCUACAACUUGCAAGGCUGUCCUGGAGAAGGUAUUAGAAAGUGUAGAGUCAGCAUUUGACGCAGAGCUAGGGCCUAGCACGGCAGGGCAGUCCUUCUACAUCAUGGCCAAGAUUAGAAAUAACAACUCUUUUAGUACUGCAGGAAUUUCUAAGGAAAUUGCUGGCACCAUAAUUACAAUGAAUUCAAAGAAUUCUGUUGACUACCAAAAUCCUGAUAUAGUUGUAUUGGUUGAGAUACUGAAGGGAAAUUGCUGCAUGAGCAUUGUGAGAGAUUACUUCAAGUUCAAAAAGUACAACCUUCAUGAAGUUGCUAAAACAGUUACAACAGAACCAAAGGAAGGGGACUAUCAAAGUCAAGAUGAUCAAGGGGAGGCAAAAGAAUUAGAUACUGGUGAAGAGACAAAAAUUGAGGAAACAAAAACUGAAAGCAUAAAGGAUGUCUCACAGACUCCAGUGGUAGCCAAGCUUACAGAAAACCAGAAAGAUUCAUCACAGCAGGUUUUACCUGAGUUGGAUUCCUCCACCCCCACCACCAGUGCUUCUCAGUCCACAGCAGUUGUGGAAGUGCAGGAUUCCAGAGUAGAAGAUUCUGAGGAUGUUCCAUCUGGCUCAGGGACCGGAACUGGAUCAUGAUAUUUCUUACUGUGAUGUUCAUUUUAGCCUAUGGUCUAUGGUUUGGAAUAAAAACUCACUCACAAAAUCUGGUAUUUAAGAGAAAAUCUGAAAAACUGUGGAGAUAUGUUUUCACUGAUAUGCAGUUAAGUUUUUAUAGAACAGAGCGUCACAAACAUAAGCUAAAGCAAUUAAAAAAAUGACUUGGAUAUAAAUGAUUCUAAAAACCGAUUCUUAUCAGCCUGUUGUCCCAUUAACGUCAUGUAUUUUACCCUCUUCAUUUAUAUACAGUAGAAUUGUGAGGCUUAGAUUUGUAUAUCUUUGUAUUUAAUUAUUUUGUCAGUAUACAUGUCUAAGCUGAUUUCAGUGCCUAUACAUGCCUGCUUGCUUGUUCUUUGUCUACCAGCCCUGUAUUGUUUCUCAUUCCAUUAAGCAGAAAAUAUUGAAUGCAGUGCAUUUAAUGUAGCAAUAUAAAAGAAAUCUUUACAUCAUUAUCUGGAGAAAUGAUGACAAUUUUCUGGUAUCUUUUAUCAGAGACAUUGUGUAACGUUAUGUGUAAAAACGUGCAAAUGUCAGCUUCCUCGUGAUUUUAUAACCAUUCAUGUAAUGCCACUGACAUAUCCCUUUCCUUGAUAGUCAACCUAGCUCAAAUGGAUGCAAAUUAGGGCAUUAAAGAUGGAACAUACAGGGAUAUUGUUAAUUCUUUAAUAUUCCAUUUUGGACCAUUCAUCAGUCAUGAACCUUGUGCUUGCUUUAUUCCUGUCAUCAGACAGAAGUUUCUUAGUUGACAGCAAUUUAGUGAGACUCCCCAGGGAGUUAGAUCGAUCCAGAUGGAUCGAUCUAGGCAUGGGAACCCAGUCUUAUUCUUUAUGUACAGGUGUGCUCAUGAAGCCAUCAUUCCUGUCUUUUACCAUAGAUAAUAUCUUACCUGGAAUGAAUCCCCAAAGCACCAACUGUCAUACAGUAUAUGACAUCAUAUUGUGUUAUGAAUUUAAAAAAAAGUUAUGCGUUUCAGCAUUUUUUCUGGGAUACGCAAUGACUGCAUACCAUAAUUAAAUUCAACAUUUUCCACUGUUGUAGUCCUUUCAAUCAAUAUGUGUAAAAUAUUCCAUUCAUUUGAUCAAUAAAAUAUUUUGAAGUUUA
This is a messenger RNA of Lingula anatina, 2354 nucleotides long. Its product is annotated as THUMP domain-containing protein 1. Gene Ontology annotation, molecular function: RNA binding. Lineage: Eukaryota; Metazoa; Brachiopoda; Lingulata; Lingulida; Lingulidae. The record is from RefSeq and is a predicted model, not a curated record. Gene Ontology annotation, biological process: tRNA modification.